AUGAUCAGCCAAUGUGAAGAAGAGCAAAAAAACGAAACUGCAAUUUAUGCCGCUAAUUGGAUUGGCGCUGCUAAAGCUAAAGAGCGACUUACUUGCCACAUGCUGCGAAUAUCCGCAAACAAAACCCUCUACCACUUCCAACGUGUCCACGAUAUCGACAUACAUUCCAGCGUGGAUGGGCCUACUCGGCCAGUUUUGGGCCUACUGCGACAACAAUACGACAAUUCCGCAAACGCCUUCACUGCCACGUCUUCGAAGUCCCCUCGACGGCGGCCACCACCACCUGUGAGUAACCUUCGGAUGCAACGAUGCCGCCCUCCACCCCCACCAUCAUCACCGCAACGAUUGCGACAACAGCAUCCACCACUACCACCACCACCACCACCAGCACCAACCUCUAGUCUUUAG
Spirometra erinaceieuropaei is the source of this 408-nucleotide messenger RNA. NCBI's taxonomy places the organism in Eukaryota, Metazoa, Platyhelminthes, Cestoda, Diphyllobothriidea, Diphyllobothriidae. The record is from the annotation of a GenBank genome assembly.